AUGCAAAAGACAAUGGCUCAAGAAGUUCGUUCUGCUACACCUUUGAACCCAACGAUCCCAUCAAUUACUGAUGUUCUGCCUUCUUUUAGAUUGGAUGGACACGUAACCAUCGUCACUGGUGCUGCCGGUGGGUUGGCUCACACUUUGUCACAGGCAUUGGUGUCACAGGGAUCAGAACUAGCAUUGAUGGAUCUUUCUUUGCCUAGUUUAGAGAAUGUUAAAACUGAAUUGGAACUCUUCCAGAAACAGAACAAUAUACCUCCAGUUAAGAUUUCCCUAUGGGCUUGUGAUAUAUCGAACGCAGAUGAAGUAGAAAUGGUGGUUAAGUCGAUUCCAAGUUCUCACAAGGGAAUUGUACCACAAAAAUUGGUACAUACCGCUGGAUUUUGUCAAAACAUCAAUGCUCAUGAGUACGAUGCUGAAAAGGCUCAAAAAUUGGUUAAUGUUAACUUGUUAGGUUCUUUAUACAUUUGCCAAUCUAUGGCUAGACAACUAUUGGCUAGGAGAACUAGAAGAAAGUCUAUCUCUGAGCACAUUGAUGAAUCUGGUGAAGCUAUGCCUCAGUUCCCUGAAGCUUCAUUCGUUCUAAUCGGAUCCAUGUCCGGUUUAAUCGUUAACACUCCACAGCCUCAAUGUGCCUACAACAUGUCUAAGGCUGGUGUCAUUCACCUAGUGAAAUCACUAGCAGCAGAAUGGGCUAAAUUUGGUAUUAGAGUUAACGCCAUUUCUCCAGGUUACAUUGCUACUGCUUUGACCAAGAAAGUCAUCUCUCAAUCGCAAGAAGGUGCUGCUCUACAAAAAGAAUGGACUAACAGAAUCCCACUUGGUCGCAUGGCUGAACCAAAGGAAUUUAUCGGUUCCAUGCUUUACCUACUAUCGAGAUCUGCUUCCAGUUACACUACUGGUGAAAAUAUGGUUGUGGAUGGUGGUUACGUGUGUUGGUAA
This is a messenger RNA of Kluyveromyces lactis, 945 nucleotides long. RefSeq lists its product as uncharacterized. The transcript has a single exon. Lineage: Eukaryota; Fungi; Ascomycota; Saccharomycetes; Saccharomycetales; Saccharomycetaceae. The record is from RefSeq and is a predicted model, not a curated record. Gene Ontology annotation, cellular component: intracellular anatomical structure. The coding region runs from base 1 to 945 and encodes 314 amino acids. Gene Ontology annotation, molecular function: oxidoreductase activity, acting on NAD(P)H, oxygen as acceptor.